CUCAAAGUUUUUCUCUCCUGAGAAGACACUCAGCUUACAUGUAGUUGAAAGUUUAUUUUAUUGUGAAAUUUAAUAUUAGUUCCUGUUUCGUCAUUGCUGUCUCGUGAUAUUGUAGAUGGUUACAUAACUCUGACCUGAAAAAUAUUUACAGCGUUUUCUAAAGAGAAGAUCAUUCGUGGUGCAUAUAUACGGUUAAGAAAUUGCUUCUUUUUUAACGCGGCAAAAUGCGUGUACUUGGGAUCUUAAUUCUACUGAAUGUAGGCCUCUGUUCACUUGGCUUUAAGCUAUUACACAAGGCAAAUAAAGUUGAAGAUCAUCCGAAAGGCUUUGGUACAGCCAAACACGCUGUAAUAAUUGGUACGUUUGUACAUUAAGAAACUAGAAUGGACAUGUAAAGUCUAUAGAUGUGUAACUUCAAUAUCAUUUUAUACACAUUAAUGACUAUAUUACUAAACGAUUUAAUUAUUCUCCAGAGGGGAUCCAGCAUUACCAUCAAACGCGUAUAUAUAAUAUAUAUAGACGGAGAACUUGCAAGCGCUUGUUCAAGGCAUUACAACUAUUUCACAACAUUAGAAAUGUCAACGAUUGCGACAAUCUACGAACCUAUAAAACUAUCUGCCCGAGAGAGCGAGGAUUUUGGUCCUUCAAGUGGCAAUGCGUUCUGAUGCGCCUUACAGUAUUAUUUUACUUUGUCUAAGGAAGAGUGCUGCCACUUAAUGGGUUAAUCAGACCAUGUAUCCUGGUAAUCCUUUAAAUGACAAUGCGCCCUGAUGUGCCCUUUAAAUUUACUCAGUCUAAAUGUAUUUCUAGGAAUUGAUGGAUUUGGCGGGGAAUAUCUAAGAAAUGUAUCAGAUCAACUCCCGGCACUUCAGACUUUCUUUGAUUUUGGUGCUUGUACGACAGAGAGCAGAAAUCUAGCGCCAACUGUAAGUUCGACUGAGAAGUGAGAAGCGAUCACUCAGUUUUGAAGCAAUAAAAUAUGAAGGAAAAUCAUGAAAAAUAAUAUCUAAAACCCAAGGGUCAUGUCGGUCAAGUAAACCUGAAUCUAUAACGAAAGCCUUACUGCAUGGACCUCUAGAGAGGAUAGUGUAUAGAACUGAUAGAGCUAUAUAAAGGUUUUGUAUGUGGAAACACCACGUAAAUUUACGUGGUGUUUCCACAAACAAAACUGUUAUAUGUUUUAUCGCCAUGCAAACAUACAAAGAACUUAUGAUAGAGCUAUCUAGUAUAAAUAAAGUUUAAUUUAGUUUAGGUUUCCUCCUGCAGUAAGUUAGUAACACUAGGAAAAAAUACUGUUUAGAACUGAUAGAGUUAUCCAGCAUAAAUAAUGUUAGUUUAGUUUAGGUUUCCUCCUGAGUAACACUGGAUCAAUAAUCAGAGAUGAUCCUUACUGGACCUCUAUAGGAAGAACAGUUUAGAACUGAUAGAGCUAUUCUGUAUAAAUAAAGUUAGUUUAGUUUAGGUUUCCUCCGGUAGUAAGACUAGAUCAAUAAGAGAUGAUCAGUCCUUACUGGAUCUCUAUAGGAAGAACAGUUUAGAACUGAUAGAGCUAUUCUGUAUAAAUAAAGAUUAGGUUUCCUCCUGUUACUCUGAAUCGCUAAGAGAUGAUCCUUACUGGACCUCUAUAGACUAUAGGAAGAACAGUUUAGAACUGAUAGAGUUUAAUAUCCUGUAUAAAUAAAGUUAGUUUAGUUUAGGUUUCCUCCUGUAGUAACUGCAAAGUAAUAAGAAAAACAGUUUAGAAGUACAGUUCUGUUUAGCUUAGCAAGACAAACAAGAUCGUUGGAUCUUGCGCUAAUCUGAUAAUCUGAUCAUGAAUCUAAUAUAUAAUCUAAUCAACUUUCAGGUCAGCGCACCAAACUGGGCAGGAUAUUUGACCAGUAUGGGUGUGACCCAGACUGGAGUGUAUGGCAAUGAUUGGGUUAUAGCGGACGGCAAUCCCCCAGGCAAGACGAACCAUCUACCACCGACAUCAGGACGAGGUCGUCCUCAGACUUUAUUUAGCGCCGUCAAGGAGCAGGAUCCAUCUGCAAAAGUAAGCUUUUUUGUCCAGUGCGCUCAAUAUAUAACUGGAACAAGAACCUAGCCAAGAUGGCGGCCAUGACGUCAAAUAGCUCUGUGAAGGACGUAAAUAGUUUCAACACCAUCUUUCCAAACCAAUUCCAGUUUUUUCUAACGGACCGUAUUGGAAAACAAGUUAUCAGUUCGUAAAACCAUAGUGUUAUUGUUUAAGUGAUAAGUUGAUGUCAAAAUAGGACGAAGAAUUGGCUCAAUGGACCAUUUGCAUUAUAGACUAUAUUUUGAUCUAAACAAGUCUAGACAAAAAUUUCAUCACAGCUUGAAAGAGCAUCACAAAAUUAGUAAUAUUCCAAAGUUUCGUUGCGAAAUGUUGUAAAAUGCGGAUAAUAUAGCCUUGCGAAGUUUGCCGUUUUUCAGUCAUUUUGUAUUACAAACGGGAAAUUGACAGCACCAAAGGGUCCCAAAGGGUAUUGGGCUGUCAAUUUCCCCCGCGUAAUGCAAAAUGACUGAAAAACGGCAAACUUCGCAAGGCUAUAUAUUAUCCGUAUUUUACAACAUUUCGCAACGAAACUUUGGAAUAUUACUAAUUUUGUGAUGCUCUUUCAAGCUGUGAUGAAAUUUUUGUCUAGACUUGUUUAGAUCAAAAUUUAGUCUAUAAUGCAAAUGGUCCAUUGCCAAGUUUUAUUUUACGCAGGAAAUAUUUUCCUUGAGAAAGAUGCGCAGAAAUGUCAGAUAUUUUCACAGAGAAUUUAUGGCAGACCAAGAGAUCUUGCAGUCAGAAGGUGUUUUUGUCAAAUAUAGGAAGAUCAGAAAUCUGCUUGGUUCUCCGUUCAUAAAGGCAUUUUGUGCGAAUUCUUCAGAAAAUAUUUGCAGUCAUUUUACAAUUUGAAAAUUUUGCACAGAUUUCCAUCAUUGCAAGAACUUUUGCGCAGGGAAUUAAUUUCCCCCAAAGCCAAGACUUUUACCACAGUCCCAGCGGGCAAAAUGACGUUUAUCCAACGUUGAAUCAACGUUGGAAAUGACCUUCCAGACGUUGGAUAGACGUUGAAAAAGGGUUGACUUUUCGACGUUAAAACAACGUUGAAAUUAGGUUGCCAAUCUCGUCAACCAUAAUUCAACGUUGAAUCCACGUUAAAACAACGUUGAGAUUGGUUUACAAAUCGACGUCGUACGUUUAACCAUGAAUGAACGUUAAUUCAACGUCUGUUGGCUGCAGUUGAACCAAUGUUUGUAAAACAACGUCAGAGCAACGUAGAUAUUAGGUUGUCGACGUCGCAACCUUUUUUCUACCAAAUUUCAACGUUGAAACAACGUCGUGUGCCCGGUGGGGUCUUCCUAGGCCUAUCAGUUAUUCUACAGCAAUAAUUAUAGAAUGGCGCAUCUUCCAGAUAGAUCACACACUAGCCUAUUUGCUUUCUUUUAUAUUCAAGACGGCGUUAAUGUUCACGUGGUUGUGGUUUCUUCAAAUCGCCAAACAAAACCCGCACGUGGACAACUGGUUUUGGGGUCACGAGGGAAUCGUUUGUGGAAAAACGGAGAGUGAACCUGAUUGUUUGAACAGACAAGACUGGAGUGUCGCGAAGAAAACCAUCGAGGCGAUCAAGAAAGACCAACCGACUUUAACAUUCAUUCAUUUUGGUAGGUUCAAAGCCCUGGGCAUACCAGCUUGCAUUUCCCAAGAGUUGGGUAAACAAAAUUUUGAGUGAGUAAAAGGUUGGGUAAAUGAAAAACAAAACAACUCAAGGGUCGGGUAAUAACAAUUUAUUGUCAUUUUCAAAGCACGACUCGUUCAAAUAUUGAAGAUUGAAAAGAAAUGUCAACAGUCAUAUGAAGUAAAGCUUGAAUUUGGUAGACAUGCUUUUCGCUUUGCAGCGGCAGGAAUUUAUAAUGACUUGCUUUGCGAAAUUCAACAACAAAAUAUUUCGGAAAUUGCUAGAAAAUUAUUAUACCAAUGAUUAAAUUAUAGUAUAUAUUAUAUAGAUUAUUUAGUAUGGACUAUUUAGUUAAAUAGAGGACACAUAUAUUGAUAACAGUAGAUUACUGAAAUGUUUAUCCUCUGUAAUGAUUUGGAAAUACAAUACAAAUACAAUACAAUAUGUAAAUCAAUGAAUCAGUCAGAGUAACUAUCUUUAUCAUUUCCCGAUUUGUCAGGAGGCAAAUGGUGUCUCCAAAGAAGUACAUGUGCGGACAACACGAAAUUUCGACUGCAGAAAAUUGCACAAGCAGUUUAUAUCGAAGUCCUUUCACAGAAGUGGUAAAGGACAUGUGUGACAAGUGAUUAAGUGAACAGUAUCCUUUUGUUAUGUUUUUGGCCAGGGGAUCGAGAUAUUUAUUUUUUAAUUGAUAUUUGAGAUUUGGUAAGUUUAUUUUUGAACUUUUUAAUGGUGGGAUCACCAUUAAAAUCUUUUCGGAGCUUCCUCCGCCAUAAAAAAAUGACCGCUCCCUUUUUUCAGUUGACUACACUUAUUUCUACUCCUACAUUCCCCAUUCUUGAGUUGACAACGAUCUUUUUCGCCCCUAUUCAGAUGCUGUAGACGGAGCUGGUCACAGCAGUUACUGGGGAAGCGACAUAUAUUAUGAAAUGGUCAAGCAGAAAGACAUGCAAGUGGCGGCAAUCUUAGAAGCUCUGGCUACAACUAAAACUUCAUCAGGAAAGCCUAUGAUUGAAGAGACGAUUGUUGCCAUGGUUGCAGAUCACGGAGGAUAUAAAAAUAAUCACAAUUUGAACCCACCAUUCAUUGCAGAGGUUUAUGUGCCACUCUUGUUGCGAGGUAAUGAGCUCUAUCGGUUCUAAAUUGUUCUUUCUGGAGGUCCAGUAAGGGUCAUCUCUUAUUGAUCCAGUGUUACUACAGGAGGAAAUCUAAACUAAACUAACUUUAUUUAUACUAGAUAGUUCUAUCAGUUCUAAACUGUUCUUCCUGGCGGUCCAGUAAGGGUCAUCUCUUAUUGAUCCAGUGUUACUACAGGAGGAAACCUAAACUAGACUAACUUUAUUUAUACUAGAUAGUUCUAUCAGUUCUAAACUGUUCUUCCUAGAGGUCCAGUAAGGGUCAUCUCUUAUUGAUCCAGUGUUACUACAGGAGGAAACCUAAACUAAACUAACUUUAUCGAUGCUGCAUAGCUCUAUCAGUUAUAAACUGUUCUCCCGAGAGGUCCAGUAAGGGUCCGUGGAGAUUCAGUAAGUACCAUCGCUUAUUGAUCCAGCGUUACUACAGGAGGAAACCUAAUUAAAAAAACUAAAUAACUGUAUUUAUAAACUGUAUACCUCUGUCAGUUCUAAACUGUUCUCCCUAAAGGUCCAGUAAGGAUCAUGUCUUAUUGAUCCAGUGUUACUACAGGAGGAAAUCUAAACAAAACUAACUCUAUUUUUACUGGAUAGCUCUAUCAGUUUUAAACCGUUCUCCCUAAAGGUCCAGUAAGGAGCAUCUCUUAUUGAUCCAGUGUCAUACUACAGGGGGAAAUCUAAACAAAACUAACUUUAUUUAUACUGCAUGGAUAGCUUUAUCGGUUCUAAACUGUUCUCCCUAGAGGUCCAGUAAGGAGCAUCUCUUAUUGAUCCAGUGCUACUACAGGAGGAAAUCUAAACAAAACUAACUUUAUUUUUACUGGAUAAUUAUAUCAGUUCUAAAACUGUUCUUCCUAGAGGACCAGUAAGGGUAAGCUCUUAUUGAUCUAGUGUUACGACAGGAGGAAACCUAAACUGAACUAAUUUUAUGUAUACUGGAUAGCUCUAUCAGUUCUAAACUGUUCUUCCUAGAAGUCCAGUAAGGGUCAUCGAUUAUUGAUAAGAUUCAACUGAUUUUUGUUUUCACAGGGCCGGGAAUCAAGAACGUGGACUUGGAUGAAUUGAAAUAUCGUGAUUAUUCCAGUCUUGAUAUGCCUGUAACGGUUCUCAAUGCAUUGGGUAUUGUACCAGGCAGAUAUAUGCGAGGCAGAAUUCUGGAGGAAAUUUACGAGGACUGAUCAGGGAUAUUUAAUCAAUGGAUGCUAGUUUUGUCUUAAGAUUAAAAAUAUUUUGCCGUGAUGUGAAGUAUAUAUUAUGUAAAUUAAUGAAAUGACUGAUGGUCGACAAUUAGUAUAUAGUUGUAAAACUAAAAUAUAUUUUAUGUCUAGAAAUUGAUGGGAAACUAAAAGUUACUUUGACUUCUAUGUACUGAGGUG
Molecule: messenger RNA, 6180 nt
Organism: Paramuricea clavata
Lineage: Eukaryota; Metazoa; Cnidaria; Anthozoa; Malacalcyonacea; Plexauridae
Source: the annotation of a GenBank genome assembly